UCGGACUUACAGUAGCACCAAAGUCACAGCGUGAGUGAGCCAUGCCCACAGCGCAGAGCAGCGCCAUGUGGGGCCAGAAGAGCAAUCGCAAAUUAAUUAUCGGCAUAUUCGGCUUCAGCCUGGGACUGUUUGGCAUAUUGUGCGGCAUGUUCUGGGAGGACCUAUUCAAUUGGAUCAUGCACAAGGAAAUGGCUCUGGCACCCGACACACGUGUCUACGAGAACUGGAAGUCGCCGCCGCUGGAACUCAAUUUGGAUAUUUAUCUGUACAACUGGACGAACCCCGAGGAGUUUGGCAAUCUCUCGACGAAGCCCAUCCUCGAGCAGGUGGGUCCCUACAGAUUCAGCGAGCGGCCCGACAAGGUGGACAUCGAUUGGCAUCCGGAGAACGCUUCUGUGAGCUAUCGCCGCAGAAGUUUCUUCUACUUCGACGAGGAGGGCAGCAACGGCAGUCUGGACGAUGAGAUUAUCACCCUCAAUGCGGUUGCUCUGUCCGCUGCAGCCACGGCCAAGCAUUGGCCCAGUGUCAAGCGUGCCAUGGUCGAUGUGGGCCUCAAGGUCUACGGCCCCGAGAUGUCUGUGCGCAAGAAAAUCGAUGAGCUCCUUUUCACGGGCUACAACGAUGUCAUGAUCGACGUGGCCAUGGCCAUGCCCAUCUUUGGCGAUGAGGUCAAGGUGCCCUUCGACAAGUUUGGCUGGUUCUACACUCGCAACGGCAGUGCCGAUCUCACGGGUGUCUUCAAUGUCUUUACGGGUGCCGACGAUCUGGCCAAGCUGGGACAGAUGCACACGUGGAACUACCAGGAGAACACGGGCUUCUUCGAGUCCUUCUGCGGCAUGACCAACGGUUCGGCAGGGGAGUUUCAGCCACAGCAUUUGAAACCCGGUGGCAGUGUGGGACUUUUCACGCCCGACAUGUGCCGCACAGUUCCGCUGGAUUAUGUCGAAACGGUGGACGUUGAAGGCUUGAAGGGUUACAAAUUCGCUGGUGGACCACGUUCUGUGGAUAAUGGCACACUUUAUCCCGAGAAUCUUUGCUACUGCGGCGGUCAGUGCGCGCCCUCGGGCGUGAUGAACAUCAGUGCCUGCCGCUUUGGGUCGCCCGUCUUCAUGUCCUAUCCACAUUUCUACAAUGGCGAUCGGUUCUUUGUGGAUCAGGUGGAGGGACUGGAGCCCAAGCAGGAGGAUCACGAGUUCUACAUGGUUGUCGAGCCAAAUACGGGCAUUCCACUGGAGGUGGCAGCCCGUUUCCAGGUCAACAUGCUGGUGGAGCCCAUAGAGGGCAUAGCCUUGUACAAGGAUGUACCCAGGAUAUUCUUUCCGCUCAUCUGGUUCGAGCAGAAGGUGCGGAUCACACCGGAAAUGGCCGACCAACUGAAGGUGCUGCCCAUUGUCCUGCUGUCGGGGCAGAUCUUUGCUGGCGUUUGCCUGGCCAUUGGCCUCGUCCUCCUCUGCUGGGCACCCGUCGAACACAUGUUGUCCUGGUGCCGGAGUCGUCGCUACGAUCUGAAGACCCCAACGAAGAAAAACGGCGAACACAAGAGCCGCUCCCACUACUCCAGCGCCGAAGAGCUCAAGUCCAAGGCCUCCACUCUGGUGUGCGAGAAGAGUACCAGCGGCACUCCGGACAGCUCUCCCCUGCUCUCGCGCCGCCAAAAGGCCACCAUUGUCCCGGCCAGCAUGUCCAAGUCGCAGACGGGCGACAGUGUCGCCACCGCCUCGACCUCCGUCAGCGACAACAAGCAGGAGUAACGCAGAAACUUCAUUUCGCCAUUCGCCAUUUAGCUAGUUAAGCCGUCCUAGUGCUUUAGUCGUAGUUCCUAGUUUAGGUAGUACGUGUUUGCCAGUACCAAAGACCAUCAAAAUUUCAAAUCCAUUCCCAGUGCCUAUGCCAAAGAUGAGUUAGCCGGCGAGGCCAUUUGCUCGGCAUGCGAAUACUCUCUCUACAUUCCAUUCCCUAGUUUCUAAUUGUCCAAAGACAUUUUUGUAUUUUGUACAUUUUUUCUUAAUCAAAUUGUGUCUCUGCAGUUCGCUGGAAGCUGACAGAAGGCCAAAAUAUCAAAGUGCAUAUAUUUUAUA
Molecule: messenger RNA, 2078 nt
Organism: Drosophila subobscura
Lineage: Eukaryota; Metazoa; Arthropoda; Insecta; Diptera; Drosophilidae
Gene: santa-maria
Product: protein peste
Exons: 4
Coding region: 42-1751 (569 amino acids)
Cellular component (GO): membrane; cytoplasm
Molecular function (GO): scavenger receptor activity
Source: RefSeq, a predicted model, not a curated record